Messenger RNA from Symbiodinium pilosum, 864 nucleotides. The record is from the annotation of a GenBank genome assembly. NCBI's taxonomy places the organism in Eukaryota, Dinophyceae, Suessiales, Symbiodiniaceae.
AAUCUGGUGAGCUCUUUCUCCCUUGUAUCAGACUUCCGCGAUGAACUGCCAUGGUUUACAGGACAGUUUUACAACUUCCUGUGCAUCACGCUACCCAGCUUGAUCUUGGAAGCGAGUCUGAAAUACUUUGCAGUGGCAAACUACAAGCGCCAGCUGAAGGAUACCAAAUAUUUUGAGGAGAAGCAACGGGAGCGCUGCAGUACUUUCGCUGAGAGAUUUUGUAGUGACUGGCACCUUGCAGGCUCAGAGCUCGAAGAAGAAAAGCAUGAACAACAGAAGGGUUUCGACUUGAUGGACCUUUUGAAGCUGGCUGUGGGAUGCGCCCAUUGUUGUGUCGAAGCCUUCGAGAGCUGUUUAAUAGGACAUUUGGCACACCUUUUCUUCUCAAUUGCCCUCACGGCCUCGAUCAUCUUCUUGGUCCUUGGAAUUAACCAGGAUGUUCAAAACAGAGGACAGCAGUGGUUGUCGAUGGCCAGCAGCCUGACUCAGAAUUUCUUGUGCAUUUGGUUUCUACAGACUGGGGUGCUGUUCAUGGGACGCUGGCAUUAUCAGCACUGGUCCCGAAAAAAACGCACCAUUUGCGGUCACACAGUUCCCUUGCCAGAGCACAUGCUUGAAUUUCAGCUCUUCUUCAGGAUGUUGGACACAAAUAGAGAUGGCAGGCUCGGCAGAGAGGAAGUUGCUGCUAUGGUCAAGACAGUUUGCAGAAUGAACCUUUCAGAAGAAGGAUGGAAGGCUGUGCUGAACACUCUCGAUAAGAACAACGAUGGGAAUCUUUCAGAGCUGGAACUCGAAGUCAUGGCUUCUGAAUUUGCAGUGAAGACUGGCUGGUGGACAUCGAAACCACCUAUGGAUACCGAGUAA